AUGGAUAGAGAAUGGGGUUCAAAUCCCGGUAGCGGAGACACCGCCUCCGCCCAGAAUGAAGCCAUCGAUCACCGUGAACAGUUGCAGAGACUUGCCCUCGAAACCAUCGAUCUUGCCAAAGAUCCUUAUUUCAUGCGCAAUCAUCUCGGCAGUUAUGAGUGCAAGCUCUGUUUGACACUGCACAACAAUGAGGGGAAUUACUUGGCCCAGACGAACUUGGCCAAGGGAGCUGCUCGCGAGGCCAAGGAAGCACCAGCUCAGCCUCAGCCUCACAAGCGGAAAGUCACUCUCCGAAAAUUAGGUAAAAUAAUUGGGUCCAACAAUAAUAGAAAUGACUUAUUAUGUUGUUAUUGUUCAAUUGUAUACCUAAUUUAUGUGAAAAUUGGUAGGCCUGGUGGCUUGAUGGAAUAA
Molecule: messenger RNA, 411 nt
Organism: Ilex paraguariensis (yerba mate)
Lineage: Eukaryota; Viridiplantae; Streptophyta; Magnoliopsida; Aquifoliales; Aquifoliaceae
Source: the annotation of a GenBank genome assembly